Molecule: messenger RNA, 3453 nt
Organism: Besnoitia besnoiti
Lineage: Eukaryota; Apicomplexa; Conoidasida; Eucoccidiorida; Sarcocystidae
Exons: 1
Coding region: 1-3453 (1150 amino acids)
Source: RefSeq, a predicted model, not a curated record
AUGGCGCCGCCUGAGGCGAGGGCGCGCAAGCGCCGGCGCAGCGACGACGCCCGCUGCGAACGGCCUGCUGAGGGAGGGGAGAGUCCUGCGGCGCGGAGCCGUGAGCAGAGAGGCACCAAACCGCCAAAAUGCGCGCGAACCGCGGCGACCGACGUCGCCACGUCUCUCCCCAAGACUCGUCGUCCUGCUGGCGGGGCUUGCCUGGAGGUCGCGACGGAUCGGGCGCCUCCUCGCCCCCAGCGCGCAUCGGCUCCUUCUAACUCGUGGCACUCUGCGUCUUCUGCCUCUUCUCGGUCCGAUUCUCUGCACUCAUUUUCUUCUCUCCGUCAGCCUUCUGCUUCCUCGCGUCUCCCCCGCUCUUCUGCGACUCCUCAUCCUUUUUCUCAUCCUGUGUCGUCUUUUUCGGUGUCUUCUUCGAAGCCUGUGAGACGGAACGCGGCUCGCGCGCGUUUCGUCUCGCGCCGCGCCCUGCGGCUCCGCCUGCUCGCUGGCGCCCUCCUGUACCGGCGCCUGACCCGCUGCGAGCGCCUCUCGGCAUGCAGCCGCCCCAGACGGCAGCCUGAAGCGAACGCGCCGUCGCCUCUCUUUGCCAACGUCCUCCACGCUUCCGCAGCGUGGGCCGCUGGUGCCUGGACUCGCGACGAAUUCUCGAAUCAAGGGCUGCAGAAGGUCGCGCGGAGAAGGCUCGACGCUGAAUGCAGCGGAGGACGCACGGAGAGUGCGCGCAAAGGAAAACUCGGCUCACGGCGCGUGACCCAGAGAGCCCUCGUAAAAGACGCCGGCAGGGAGAGAGAAGGAAGAACCAGAGACACAAGGAGCGACAUGUCCAACGGGGACAAGAAGGUGAAGCGAGACGCUCCGCGUCCAGCAGGAGGCGAAACCGGCCCGAGAGAGAGCUCAGCGCCUCUGAACCCGACGGCAGCAACCCGAAGCGCACUUGUGCGAGCUCAAUGGCGCCGCGUCCAACGCCUGGCCGAGAAGCAGCUGCCAACAGGCGAGCGAAGAGAGGCUACAGGUGGUAGUGAAGAAGUAGGAGGCAACGAGGACGUUGAACCCGAGGCGAGCGACGCCGGCGAAGGCGCCGGUGAAGAAGGCACAGACACAGGCGGAGAGGGGGGGGCAGAGGACAGCGAAGAUGGCGAAGACGACGCGGACGAGGGAGUUCGUGCGGAAGGUGAGGAGGAAGACGAGGCCGCGCGAGAAGACGCGGACGAACUCGAAAAAGGCGACGAAGAAGACGAAAAGGAUGAAGGGGACGCUGCGCGUGUCGUGGAACGUGGAGAGAGCGACUUGUGGACGGAGGGCGUGAUUCCUCUCCACUGUCGUGCGCCGACGGCUGCGGCGUACAGGGCGCGGCUUGCUGACUUGGAGGCGCUGCUGUCGCGGCAAGGCGUGGCGCACGCUACCCUCGCUCUUUCGUGUCUCGUCUCUGAAGUUGGCUCCGUCUGGCGUGCGCAGGGGGGGGAUCCGGGUGCCGAGUCCCUCGCGAAUGGCCGUCAGGCGGAAGAAGCGAAGAAGACUCGGCGCGAGGCGAAGCAGCGCGGAAACGUGCAGGGGGUCUGGCACGCGGCCAGCGUGGCGCCGGCGAACCCUCAGGAGGACGAGAAGGGGGGUUUGGAUGCGCGUUUCAGCAGAUACCGCGCCGAAAUGCGGAGAUUCUGGGUUGCGAAGGAGCAAGACGUCUUCCGCUUCCUGCGGCAGUGCUGCACUGUGCAGGGUUUGCAUCGCGCCGCACCCGCCGCGUCCAGCCCGCGGGCAUCCCGUCGACGCCGAGGCGAGGCGAGCCGCGCCAGCGACGACGACGACGAUGACGAAGACGCGAGUGAGAUCGUUGCAGAGCAGGGGGACAAGAAGAAUGCGAGGGCUGUGCCGAGUCUAGAUUCGCAUCGCACGACUGGAGCGCUGAAGCAGGCGACGCCUGUAUCUGCAAAGCUGACAGACGGACGGCAAUGUGCGUUCUACCAAGCCCUUCUUCGAACGAAUCUGCACGUUGCGGCGCAGGCCGCAGACGUGAGCGAGGCUGCGGUGUGCGCGGCUCUCUUGCUGAGGCAGGUCCAGAGGGCCGCGCCCCUGGGUCCACGAGAAGUUCGGGAGACGGCAAGCAGUGUCGUGGCUGCGCCGGGAGGUAGGGCGGCGCGGCGCAGGCCUGAGGGCGACGGUGCGGCUGCAAGGGAGGCAGACUGGAGAGGUGGAGCGGAGGAGGGGCGGAAGCGCUUCGUGCUUCUGCAGGCGGCCUGCUCGCGGCUUUCCAUCGUGUGUGUGAGAGCCGCGACGCAGCCCCUGGUGGGCGCUGCUGCGCAUGCGCCGUCCGCAUCUCAGUUCGGCUCUUUGUCCUCCAUCGGCACAAAUGCAACGAUUCUAGAGUGUCUGCGCGCGGUGCAGGUCCUCUGCGAGCAGCUCGCGGGCGUCGACGCCGAGGAGGAGAGCCGAAGAAGUCGCACGCCGCGGGGCGGGCUGGCGGCGCCUGAUCGAGGCGCGGGGGGAGAAGAGGUCUCUCUGGGCGCGGCGCUGGACGCGUGGGAGGCGUGCGGCGGGAACGCGCUGACGCAUUCGGCGACAGCUGCGCGGCCUCGUGAGGCGCGACUUCGAUUCGUGGCUGUCGUGAGGCUUGUGAAGGACGUGUGUCGAGAGCUGCGCCUGGGCAACGUGGCGCGGGUCCUGAAGGUGGUGGCGCGCCUCAAACGCCUGGUGAAGUCUGUCGUGGUACGAGGGUGUGCCGCUCAGCGGCGCGGCGGCUCAGAGACUCCCGCUUGCGGUUCUUAUGACUCCGACCAGCGACGAGCGGAGUCGGCAGGCGACGCGGCAGACCGGGCACGUGGCUCUCGUACGAGCCCACCUAGUGGUGCUUCCUGGACUGCGGUUCCUGCCGAGGUGUGUCGCGGACCGAGUAUCGAGCUGCUGUUGACGGUGCUGUGUCUCCUCGAAGUCUUCGUGAACGAUCUGCGCGCGGCCGGCGCAGAGGUCUUCUUCAGGGCGGCCUCUCGACACAGCGGCCUCGAAAAGAAAGGCUCGCGCUUGCAAGACAUGCUCCGAAGUCUCCCGGUAGGACCUGCAGGCGCGGGGAUGGCUGUCGACAGGGCAAAGGUGCCGAGUGGGCCGCGCAAAAAGGCUGCGACGUCGAGUUCAAGUUCAACAGACGCUUCGAGCACCAGUCUGUGUGCGGCUGUCUGCUCGCCGCUCGCAGAAGCCAGGGAAUUUACUCCGACUCUGCCCCUGUCGAUUCAGCGGAUUCUGCAGACCGGCAGUUGGCUCAGCGAAAGUACCGCAGACCUUCAGGCCGCCGCGCAGAUGUCGUCGGUGGAGCCCUUAGCAGCGGUCCCGGGCGGUGCUGCCCGCGCAAACAGAACAGAGCCAAAACGUGUCCCUUCAAGCCUCUCACAGCUGCUGCCGCUGGAUGCCAUUGUCACCAGUCAAACCAGCCUGCGGAAAACAAAGUCUGCCGGCGUUUCGUAG